AUGAUGAUGUUCAAAGAGUUUUGGGUAAAGAAGACAUUGGUAGGUCUCGGGUUGGGCCAAUUUCUCUCGCUUUUGAUCACUUCCACUGGCUUUUCAUCCUCUGAGCUAGCCAAAAAAGGAAUUAAUGCACCUACUUCGCAGUCUUUUCUGAACUAUGUGCUCUUGGCAAUUGUCUAUGGAGCUAUAAUGCUUUACCGAAGGAAACCACUUAAGGCUAAAUGGUAUUACUAUGUGCUUCUGGGAAUGGUAGAUGUGGAGGCCAAUUUUCUAGUGGUGAAGGCUUAUCAAUAUACAUCUAUAACAAGUGUAAUGCUGCUGGAUUGUUGGUCUAUCCCAUCCGUUAUGCUUCUUACGUGGGUUUUCUUAAAAACAAAAUAUAGAUUCAGAAAGAUAACCGGGGUGGUGGUUUGUGUUGCUGGCCUUGUCAUGGUUGUUUUUUCAGAUGUUCAUGCAGGUGACCGAGCAGGAGGGAGCAACCCCCGUUUAGGAGAUGUACUAGUAAUUGCUGGUUCUAUGCUCUAUGCUGUUAGUAAUGUCAGUGAGGAGUUUCUAGUAAAGAAUGCCGACAGAGUUGAACUCAUGGCCAUGCUGGGCUUUUUUGGUGCCAUUGUCAGUGCUAUCCAAAUAAGCAUACUGGAGCGCAAUGAGCUCAAAUCCAUUCACUGGUCAGCUGGGGCAGCACUUCCUUUUGUUGGAUUUUCAGUGGCCAUGUUCCUGUUUUACUCAUUUGUCCCAGUCUUACUAAAGACUAAUGGGUCCACAAUGUUAAACCUCUCAUUGCUGACCUCAGACAUGUGGGCAGUCUUAAUUCGCAUUUUUGCUUACCAUGAGAAGGUUGAUUGGAUGUACUUUGUGGCCUUCGCUGGUGUUUGUGUUGGGCUUGUUAUUUAUUCAGGGGGUGACAAAGAAGAGGAUCAACAGCGUGCUGAUGUUGCGGACGAAGGUGCAGAGCGAAGUAAACAUUUUGAUGAGGAAGCUGCUUCAGUAAGUCGGGGAGCAACAGUGGCCGGGAGCUCAAAAACAGGGGAUAGCAGCAAGCAUGAGAUUGUUCCUGCUAGCACCGCAGAAGGAAUAGUCUCUAACAAGAGCAUAGGAAAAGAUGUUCAAGGGAGGAAAUCAUGA
Messenger RNA from Prunus armeniaca (apricot), 1122 nucleotides. Lineage: Eukaryota; Viridiplantae; Streptophyta; Magnoliopsida; Rosales; Rosaceae. The record is from the annotation of a GenBank genome assembly.